This is a messenger RNA of Manihot esculenta (cassava), 1950 nucleotides long. Its product is annotated as homeobox-leucine zipper protein ATHB-6. The record is from RefSeq and is a predicted model, not a curated record. The transcript has 3 exons. Gene Ontology annotation, biological process: positive regulation of DNA-templated transcription. Gene Ontology annotation, molecular function: DNA-binding transcription factor activity, RNA polymerase II-specific; sequence-specific DNA binding. NCBI's taxonomy places the organism in Eukaryota, Viridiplantae, Streptophyta, Magnoliopsida, Malpighiales, Euphorbiaceae. Gene Ontology annotation, cellular component: nucleus. The coding region runs from base 554 to 1480 and encodes 308 amino acids.
UGAAAGGCCAGCUGGGUUGUGAGCUUGUUUACUCAUCUCUCUCUCUCUCUCUUUCUGGUUUCUUUGUAGAUGAACAGCCAUAGACUAUUGGUUGCAGAAUUCAAAAGUCUUAGCUAAAAUAAAAAUUUGAUUGAGCAAUGAAGUAGAGAGAGAGAGAGAGUGAGGGGGAAGAGAGAGAGAGUAUGGUUUUUUCUUGAGUGCAUGAUUUUGAUAACUUCUCUUGUGGGUUGGGUUUUGUUUUGGCUUUGAGAGAAAGCUUUGCUUGUUUGUGUUGUUUAUUUCUUUUUUGGAUGGGUGCAGAGGGAGGAGAAGCAGCAGCCGUAGAAGUUUUGGAGAGAGAUGGGAGAGACAAUAGAGAGCAGUUGUGGUGCAGUUGUAUACAGCAGUUGCAUACACAAAAAUUCUUCUUACAAGUGAAAAAACCUUGUACCUUAAAAGAAUUCUAAAGAAUCUCUCACUGAAAUCCACAAAUUAAGCUAGUAGGAGGAAUUGAUCUCAAAGCAAAAGAUCUGGUUUUUGUUGUAGAGUUAUUUUCUUCCUUUCUUUCAGAGUCAUGAAGAGACUUGGCAGCUCUGAUUCCCUUGGUGCUUUGAUGUCUAUCUGCCCAACCACAGACGAGCACAGUCCGAGAAACGGCAACCAUGUUUAUGGGAGAGAGUUUCAAUCCAUGUUGGAUAGCUUAGAUGAAGAAGCUUGUGUAGAAGAAUCAGGCCAUGUAUCUGAGAAGAAACGGCGAUUAAGUGUAGAUCAAGUUAAGGCCUUGGAGAAGAACUUUGAGGUUGAAAACAAGCUUGAACCAGAGAGAAAAGUGAAGCUAGCCCAAGAACUUGGCUUGCAACCAAGACAAGUCGCUGUUUGGUUUCAAAACCGCCGUGCCCGAUGGAAAACCAAGCAAUUGGAAAGAGACUAUGGAGUUCUCAAAGCCAAUUACGAAGCUCUCAAGGCCAAUUUUGAGUCCCUCCAACAUGAAAAUGAAGCUUUACUUAAAGAGAUAAGAGAACUGAAGGCGAAACUCAACGAAGAGAACACAGAGAGCAAUGUUUCUGUUAAAGAGGAAAUACUCUUGGCUGAAUCCGACGACAAAGCGAGUGAAGAGCCAGCUCUUCUCGCAUCAGAGAUAAAAGACCUGAAUUACGAGAGCUUCAACAGCAAAAACAAUGGAGUACAGGGAGCUUCUCUUUUCCCAGACUUCAAAGAUGGAUCCUCAGAUAGCGACUCAAGCGCGAUCUUAAACGAAGAUAACAGUCCAAAUCCAGCCAUUUCCUCAUCUGGGAUUCUCCAAAACCACCAGUUAAUGAUGUCUCCUCCACCACCAUCAUCAUCAUCAUCAUCGUUCCAGUUCACAAAAGCGAACCCAUAUGUAACCCAGUUUGUGAAGAUGGAAGAACACAAUUUCUUUAGCAGUGAAGAGGCAUGCAAUUUCUUCUCAGAUGAGCAAGCCCCUACUCUUCAAUGGUACUGUCCAGAUCAAUGGAAUUAAACAAAAAAAAAAAAAGAAAGAAAGAAAAAUAGUGGGCGGUGGUGGUAUCUUAGCUCCAAGGAUUUUGUAAAUUGGAAAUGAAAGUAUCUAUGUAAUCUAAAGCUCUUUACUUUAAUCUCCAUUGAGGAAAAGGUGAAAAUUGGAGAACUGGGUCCAUGAACAUUCAAAGGAAGAAGAACAUAAGAAAAGAAAGAAUCAAAGGAAGGGGAUGGACAAAAAUGGCAAAAAAAAAAAUUGGAAAAGAAAGUUCUUGGAGCUAAGUAAGAGAGAGAGAGAGAGCACGUGGGCUUAGGUGACCAUAAAUGGGCGUAGAUUUUGUGUUAUAAGCCGUGCGGGAAUGAUUAGGUCGUAAUUGAUGGAGCGCUUUGCUGUAAAAAAGUUAUUAAGAAGAAAUCAUCCGAUCCUUGAAACUAUAGGGGAAGAAUUCUUGUAAUGGAGAAAUAAUCAUGCUUCUCUUUAUCUUUCUUCUU